Rotaria sp. Silwood1 is the source of this 1263-nucleotide messenger RNA. NCBI's taxonomy places the organism in Eukaryota, Metazoa, Rotifera, Eurotatoria, Philodinida, Philodinidae. The record is from the annotation of a GenBank genome assembly.
AUGCCAGAUCCAUUAUCUGUCUAUGUACCAUUGGAUUCUCUAACCGAGGAAACAAUUGAUUCUAUUAUUUUGACUAUUCAACAAUCUGAUAGAAGAGAUUGGACCUUCAGUAAACGUACUUUACUUGCUUUUUUGCUUGCAAUCAAUAAUAAAGUGAACGAAAUCGAAAACAAUAAAUCAAACAAUAAAUUCGAUGAACAAACUAUACAACAUGUUGCAAAAUUACAUCCUGAUAUAAAUCAAUCUCGUGAAUAUAUGUCCUGUUUUCGCAGUCAUGGUUGGGAACCUAAUGAAUUAAAAAUCUAUUGGAAUUUGCAACAACUUGAAAACCUUUGUCCGAAACAUGAAACAAAAGCUAAGCAAGUAGAAGAAAGAGAUAAACAAAACAAUGAUGUCAAUAAUGAAACGAAACUUGAAAAAAACGAAGAAACAAAAGUCGAAGUAAAAAACGAAAAUACCAAUGAAAUAAACGACCAAAUGAAAGAGGAACCCAAAGAAGAAGUAAAAUGUGAAACAAUAGCUGAAUUAAAAGAUGAUAACCUACCACCACAUGACCCAUCUGAUGCUGAUGUCGUAAAAGCUCUACGUGAGCAUCCUGUAUCAAAACGAAAUAAUGCCGGACAGAUUAACUAUAUCAACAAAGGUAUUGAAAAGGCUGUUUUUGAUAUACCUGAAGAUGCUCAAAUAAUUGUUCUUAAUUUUGCUAAUGAACGAUCUCCUGGUGGUGGAUAUUUAAGACAUGCCUGGGCACAAGAAGAAAUUAUACUUUACAAUUCGGAUGGCUAUCGAUCAUUGCUUGAUCUAAAAUACGGCCGCAUGGGUGGAGGCUAUGCUAUACCUGAAUUUGGGCUUGCAUAUGUUCGUGAUAUAUGUUUUUUUGAUAAAGAAACAGGCAAGAAUCGCAAAACCGAUAUGCUAGUUUCUGCUUGUUAUUGUCUUACUGGUUCACCACAACUUUAUGAUAAUCCAAAGACGGAGGAAGAGUGGGAAAGAAAAACUUUGGCUAAAUUUAAUGCAUUCAUGGCUGCAGCUGUUGCUAAUACAAAAGAUGAUGGAUCAAAUACUUAUCUUUUACUUGGACCAAUAGGUACGGGUGCUUUUGGAAAUAAUGUCAUUGAAAUUGGAAAAAUUUUUCGGAAAGUACUUACGUCAAAGUUGAUGGGUUCAAAUGGUCCUGUUACCAAAGCUUUCGAGAAUAUUUGGUUUGUUUCGACAGAUGAAUGGAAAAAUGAUGAGUUCGAAAAGAUCAUGCGAUCUAUUUAA